Boleophthalmus pectinirostris (great blue-spotted mudskipper) is the source of this 2574-nucleotide messenger RNA. RefSeq names its product sodium/potassium/calcium exchanger 3-like. Gene Ontology annotation, biological process: intracellular calcium ion homeostasis; calcium ion transmembrane transport. Gene Ontology annotation, cellular component: membrane. Gene Ontology annotation, molecular function: calcium, potassium:sodium antiporter activity; calcium channel activity. The record is from RefSeq and is a predicted model, not a curated record. Bases 281 to 2188 code for a protein of 635 amino acids. NCBI's taxonomy places the organism in Eukaryota, Metazoa, Chordata, Actinopteri, Gobiiformes, Gobiidae. The transcript has 17 exons.
UCCGACACUGACGGUGAAGCCCUAAUGAGAGGUCUGAUUUUGAGCACCAAAGCUGAACAGUGCAGAUUUCAUGCUAGUUGCAGUAGAUUGAGUGUGUAUAUACUGAAGCUUCUUUUGUUGAUGGCGCGCUCUGGGUGAGGAUGCUGCUUCUGAGAUGCUGAUGACGGCCCGAUGACAGCGCUCGACACCCUGGAUGGAUCUUACAGCCUGGCAUCAUUACAGCGAUAAGUCGGUCAACAUCCGUCCAAUUUGAAUUAGGACACGUGAGCAGCGACAUGUUAUGAACCGAGGAACAGCUUUGGUUGGGGGAAUGGGGGCACCGAAAAGACCAAAGCGAACUCGUCUCCUUUUCCGUUUCUGCAUCUGCGGAAUCGGUCUUCUCACAGCCGCCCUAACCGUGGAUGUUACAGGUGUCUAUAUAAGUAAAAAGAAUAGUGCACACUUUACGAGUGAUGGGUUGCCUGUACGUAAUGAAAAUGGAAAUAUCCUUUGGACGAAAAGAGACCUUUAUGAGGAGAAAAAUGCCGGUAAUAAGACUCUGAGUGGCCUAUCUAAAUCUGCUAUUACAGAGUUUCCAGAUGACAUCUUUACCUUGGAGCAGCGGCGUCAUGGAGCUGUAAUACUUCAUGUUCUCUGUGCUAUCUACAUGUUUCAUGCACUGGCCAUUGUGUGUGAUAUUUACUUUGUGCCAUCUCUGGAAAAAAUAUCAGUGAAUCUUAAUCUUAGUGAAGAUGUUGCUGGGGCGACCUUCAUGGCAGCUGGGAGUUCUGCCCCUGAGCUCUUUACCUCUUUGAUUGGAGUUUUUAUCACAAAAGGAGAUGUAGGUGUGGGAACAAUUGUCGGGUCAGCAGUUUUUAAUGUCCUGGUGAUCAUUGGCCUCUGUGGGAUUUUCUCUGGACAGCCUAUUUCUCUAAGCUGGUGGCCUUUAUUUCGAGAUUCUGUCUUCUACAUUUUGUCCAUAAUUGUGCUUAUCCUGGUGAUCUAUGAUGAAAAGGUUCUGUGGUGGGAAACAAUUAUUCUCAUUUGUAUGUAUGGGAUUUACAUAAUAAUAAUGAAGUUCAACAGGUCGCUGUGUAACUUGGUUGAGAGUCACUGCAGCUUGGGUCAGCCAUGUCUCAGCAGUUUGAGACGGACAACUGCUGUUGGAAAUAUAGGAGACUGUGACAAUGACAUGGUGCCACUAAAGCCAGACACAUGUGUGGUGGCCAGCCAGGACACAGGGGUGGUAAUGGUCGAUGAGCUUCUGAACCUGCACCCGCACCAGCUCUCGUUUUCAGAGGCAAGCCUUCGUCUUCUCAUCACCCCGCAUUUUCCCCCCUUCACCCGCCUGCGCAUGGCAGGACGCAUGGUCAUCAGCGAGCGUCAGAGGCUGAUUCAGGCUCGAGGUGGACACGAAGAAGGUGCUGCAGCAGGUAAGGAGGGAGGCAGUGGGCCGUGGUGCCGAGACAACGGGACACUGACUGAGAGAGACAGACAAACUCUAGAGUGUGACACCAUCAAAGAAGAGAGUGGAGAGGCACAAGGGGCCUCUGAAAUUAAAGAGGAAGAGGAAGAUGAAGAGGAGCAGGAAGGAGGAGCGGACCAACAUUCUGCUUUAAAUCCAUUCUGUUUUCCUAAUGGCUUGUGUGAGCGUCUGAAGUGGCUGCUGUCCUGGCCAGUGACUUUCUUGCUGUAUUUCACUGUGCCCAACUGCAACAAGUCCCGCUGGGAGCGCUGGUACCUGCUUACCUUUUUGUCCUCCACACUGUGGAUAGCCCUAUUUUCCUACCUCAUGGUCUGGAUGGUGACCAUCAUCAGCUAUACAUUAGGAAUUCCUGAGGUACUUAUGGGCAUCACCUUUUUGGCCGCUGGCACCAGUGUGCCUGACUGUAUGGCAAGCUUAAUUGUUGCAAGACAAGGUAUGGGAGACAUGGCUGUCUCAAACUCUAUUGGCAGUAAUAUCUUUGACGUACUGCUGGGACUGGGCUUCCCUUGGGCACUGAGAACUCUCAUAGUCAGCUAUGGAUCUGUGGUCAAAAUAAACAGCAAAGGGCUGGUUUACUCAGUGAUACUGCUGCUGGCCUCUGUCACACUUACUGUCCUGUGCGUUCAUUUAAACCACUGGAAGCUGGAUCGGAAGCUUGGACUCUGUCUAAUGUUGCUUUAUGCUAUUUUCCUUCUUUGCUCUAUUGGCUUUGAAAGGCUGUAGAGGAAAUACUUAUUUGUAAAUCAAAAAUCUUUAACUCAUGAGUAGCAGAAUUUGUCUUUCAGUCACAGCUGCUUGGAUAUUUCAGUAAAUACAGAUGUUUUGUUUAUUCUAUACCUUGUGGUGACUUAAAAGUGUCCUUUUUUCUACAUGUGCGCAUGUGAUACCUCAAUUUUGUGAAAUCUAAUGCACUGUUUAUUGCCUAUGUAUCUGCAGUAUUUUUCUGCACUAAAUUUGUACACAACACAUACGAUCGCUUUGGGUGCAAUUGCUAUUAUGAAUUCUAAGAUUAACUAUGACCAUCUCAUAUAUAGUAUAUUACUGUUAACAUUUCUCCCUUCAUCUGGUCCUUCCAUUUUAGCUAAUCUCACCUUUAUUUUCACAUUAUU